UUGGGAAGAGUGCCUCUAACCACGUGCAGAGUGCUCUCCCACUACUGGGAGUGCAGUUUAAUUUCGAGAAACACCUCACACCCUUCUUAUUCCACAGGCCAAACUUUGGAUGUACAGGAGAGAAAGAAGGGAGAGAAGGAGAGUGAAUAUAGAAAGAGAGUGGAGGCUGUCACUAGUUCAGUCUCCAGAAAGAAAAAAGAUCAAAGAAGCUCUUCUAGAUUUUAAUGGACAUGGUCUGAGUUUUUCCCUUUUGCUAGAUGUUUUCUUCUGAGGCUCGCUCCGAGAAGGUUUUGCUCCUCAUGUGCAGGCCUCUAUAUUUGUGAGCAUCCUUCUGUCAAGGGAACAGAAACUGUGUUCCCUAUCCUGCGGUUUUGUUUGAUCAGUCAGGAUCUGUUUUGGUCCCUUGCUCUCUUUCUCUUUCUCCCAAUUUCUAUUCCGUUCCGGGUUUUUGUCUUUUCAAGCAGGCUGGAUGUCAUUUGAGAAAACCUUUGGAGAGGUGGGCAUCUCCAGUCCAAUCCCACUAUGUCUGGGAUUGGGAACAAACGGGCAGCUUCGGAGACUAGUCCUUCUGGACCUCCAGAGAAGAAGGCAGGUGUUGAGGACUCAGGGACUACAGUGGAGACCAUUAAGCUUGGUGGUGUCUCCUCAACGGAAGAACUGGACAUUCGCACCCUCCAGACCAAGAACCGGAAGCUGGCAGAGAUGCUGGACCAGCGGCAGGCUAUUGAGGAUGAGCUGCGGGAGCACAUAGAGAAACUGGAACGGCGGCAGGCCACGGAUGAUGCUUCGCUGCUGAUCGUCAAUCGCUACUGGAGCCAGUUUGACGAGAACAUCAACAUCAUUUUGAAACGCUAUGACUUGGACCAAGGCCUCGGAGACCUCUUGUCGGAGCGUAAAGCCCUGGUGGUGCCAGAACCGGAACCUGAUUCGGACAGCAACCAGGAGCGCAAAGAGGAGAGGGAGCGAGGAGAAAUAUUUGAGCCUGCUUUUUCUUUUCUGGCUACGCUGGCCAGCAGCACAAGUGAGGAAAUGGAAUCUCAGUUACAGGAGCGUGUGGAGUCUUCGCGCCGGGCAGUCACCCAGAUCGUGACCAUGUAUGAUAAACUCCAGGAGCGAGUGGACGUGCUGUCCCAGAAACUGAACAGCGGAGAUGUCUCACUGAUGGAAGAGGCUCUCCAAGAACUGAAUUCCUACCUGGUAAAUGAGAACAAGCGGCUGCAAGAACUGGCCGAUUUGCUUCAGGAAAAGCAUCGCAUCAUGUCUCAGGAGUUUUCUAAAUUGCAAAGGAAAGUGGAGAUGGCAGAGUCUCGCGUAUCCGUGCUGGAGACCAUGAUUGAUGACCUGCAGUGGGACAUUGACAAAAUCCGCAAGCGGGAGCAGAGACUCAACAGGCACCUGGCGGAUGUCCUGGAACGGGUAAACUCCAAAGGGUACAAGGUGUACGGAGCAGGAAGCAGCCUGUAUGGGGGUACAAUCACUAUCAACUCUCGCAAGUUUGAGGAAAUGAAUGCCGAACUGGAGGAAAACAAGGAGCUUGCUGAGAACCGCUUGAGUGAACUGGAGAAGCUGCGCCAGGAUCUUGAGGAGGUGACCACACAGAAUGACAAGUUGAAGGUGGAUCUGAGGCGGGCAGUGGAGGAGGUGGUGAAGGAAACCCCAGAAUACCGGUGCAUGCAGUCCCAGUUUUCUGUUUUGUAUAAUGAGAGCCUCCAGCUGAAGUCUCAACUGGAUGAGGCCCGCACGCUGCUGCACGGCACCCGAAGUACCCACCAGCGCCAGGUGGAACUCAUUGAGCGGGACGAAGUCAGCCUCCACAAGAAACUGCGGACGGAGGUCAUUCAGCUGGAAGACACCCUUGCUCAGGUUCGCAAGGAGUACGAGAUGCUGCGGAUUGAGUUUGAACAGACACUUGCGGCCAAUGAACAAGCAGGCCCCAUCAAUCGGGAGAUGCGUCACCUCAUCAGCAGCCUCCAGAAUCACAACCACCAGCUGAAAGGGGAAGUGUUGCGAUAUAAGCGGAAGCUGCGGGAGGCUCAGUCUGACUUGAGCAAGACCCGUUCCCGCAGUGGGAGUGCCCUCCUGCACUCCCAGUCCAGCAUGGAGGAGACCAAGGAGGAGCCGCCGGAGAUGAAACAGGAACCCGACGAUCCUACUUCUCAGGCUGCCCCCUCCAAGGGUCCCCCCGAGGAUGCUUCUGACAGCAAGGCAAAGCGGGACGAAGAGGAGAGGGAGCGAGAGCGGCGGGAGAAGGAGAGGGAGCGGGAGAAAGAGAAGGAGAAAGAGAAGGAGAGAGAACGGGAGAAGGAAAAAGAAAGGGAACGGGAGAAGCAGAAGCAGAAGGAAUCGGAGAAGGAGAGGGAAUCCACCAAGGAGAAGGACAAAGGAAAGCAUGACGAUGGCAGGAAAAAGGAAGCUGAGCUGGUGAAGCAGUUGAAGGCUGAUCUUAAGAAGGCCCAGGAAAGCCAGAAGGAAAUGAAGUUGUUGUUAGAUAUGUACCGCUCUGCCCCAAAGGAGCAGAGAGACAAAGUUCAACUGAUGGCUGCUGAGAAGAAGGCCAAAGCGGAGUUGGAGGAGCUGAGGCAAAGAGUGAAGGAACUGGAGGACAAGGAGAAAAAAGAGAGCAAAAAGAUGGCGGACGAGGAUGCCCUCCGGAAGAUCCGGGCAGUGGAGGAACAGAUAGAAUACUUGCAGAAGAAACUCGCCAUGGCUAAGCAGGAAGAGGAGGCGCUGCUCUGCGAAAUGGACGUGACAGGCCAGGCCUUCGAGGACAUGCAAGAGCAAAACAUUCGCCUGAUGCAGCAGCUGAGGGAGAAGGAUGACGCCAACUUCAAACUCAUGUCAGAACGCAUCAAAUCCAACCAGAUCCACAAGCUGCUAAAGGAAGAGAAGGAAGAGCUGGCAGACCAGGUUCUUACCCUGAAGACACAGGUGGAUGCCCAAUUACAAGUUGUACGUAAGCUAGAGGAGAAAGAGCAUCUACUGCAGAGCAACAUUGGCACAGGAGAAAAGGAGCUGGGUCUGCGAACCCAGGCCCUGGAGAUGAACAAACGGAAGGCUAUGGAUGCAGCUCAGCUGGCUGAUGACCUUCGGGCACAGUUAGAGCUGGCCCAGAAGAAGUUGCACGACUUCCAGGACGAGAUUGUGGAGAACAGUGUGACGAAAGAGAAGGACGUGUUCAACUUCAAGCGAGCCCAGGAAGAUAUCUCGAGGCUACGAAGGAAACUGGAGACCACCAAGAAACCUGACAUGGUUCCCAACUGUGAUGAGAUCCUUAUGGAGGAGAUCAAAGAUUACAAGGCCCGUCUGACCUGUCCCUGCUGCAACAUGCGCAAGAAGGACGCUGUGCUCACCAAGUGCUUCCACGUCUUCUGCUUUGAGUGCGUGAAAACCCGCUAUGACACCCGGCAGCGCAAAUGUCCAAAGUGCAACGCUGCUUUUGGGGCCAAUGACUUCCAUCGCAUCUACAUUGGUUGAGUCUUCUGAGCUGCGCGAGGCCAGAGAGUCCUCUCUUGCUGCCUGUCACCAUACUUGUUGCUCAUCACAGGCUGGAUACUGCCCUGCUCUGUCACCUACGUUCUCCCUUAUUUUUUUAAAGGCAAAUCCGCUUUGUUUAGAGGGUACAACAGGGUUACUUUUUGUACUAGUUUUUUUGCUUCUCUUUCUCCGGGUUUUCUUCUGGCUCUUUUUGCUUUGUUAGCACUGCCAACCCCAAACCCGGUCCUCAGCCUGUGCCUUUUAGGGAUGGUUGUUGUGAAGAAAUGGGGUUCAGUUUUGGCCCUGAUGUGACUUGGCCAGUGGCUUAAACCAAACAGCAACCUUAAGACUGGGAAAUUGGCUUGGAAUGAGUUUCAUCAAGGUUUCUUGCUGCUUUUAAGUUAAUUUUUACCCCCUUGUUGCUUUCUAAUAAAAGAGAAAACUCUUCUUCCCAGUCAAAAUGUCUUCCUGUGUUGUGUAUGUCCGUGCUUGCAGGUGCAUGCAUCGAGACUCUUGUACCAUAAUGAUGGUGAGCAUAAUUGCUUCCUUCUAGGGGUGGUUCAGGGUGACCUGUUGUAGCCAUUAAAGAGCUUAUGGCAGGCAGGCACUCGAGUGGGAAGAAGAAUGGAGCCACCAGUGUGCUUAAGGCGGAACCGAAAACAACCUUUUGAAGCAGGGCAAGAAUUUCCAGUGAAGUACAUUGUGGUGUAGUGGUUAAGGUGUUGGACUACGACCUGGGAGACCAGGGUUCAAAUCCCCACACAGCCAUGAAGCUCACUGCGUGACCUUGGGCCAGUCACUGCCUCUCAGCCUCAUGAAAGGGUCGCCAUAAGUCCGAAUCGACUUGAAGGCAGUACAUUUACAUUUUACACAUAAUCGGGGUUGAGAUGCUGAAGACAAUGGGGCCUCCUCUCCGUGGUCCAUAUGCCUUGAUGCAGGCCCUAUGUAAGGCGCGGUGCGUCCUUGAUCGAGGGUGUGCUUUCCCAUACCAGGAGUGUGGAGCCUUCUGCCAUGCCCUGUUUUGUAUGGGACCAAUUCAUAGGGCUGGAGUUUGAACCAGGCCUUUGGGACCAUCUCUCCGUGGAGUAGUCCUUUGGGGCUGAAUCAGGGUGGAUGGGAAGAGAGCGGCCAGUCUUUAGUUGGUUACUUCUAUCAGCCUGCUCUAACUCUUCCAGAAAAGACUUCUUUUUUUGCUAUGAAAAUAAUUGAUGGGACGUACAUCUGCUUCAAUAAAAUGUGUGCUUCUA
This is a messenger RNA of Rhineura floridana, 4721 nucleotides long. RefSeq names its product ring finger protein 20 (gene RNF20). Gene Ontology annotation, cellular component: HULC complex; nucleus. The transcript has 20 exons. The record is from RefSeq and is a predicted model, not a curated record. Lineage: Eukaryota; Metazoa; Chordata; Lepidosauria; Squamata; Rhineuridae. Gene Ontology annotation, molecular function: ubiquitin protein ligase activity; metal ion binding. Bases 523 to 3474 code for a protein of 983 amino acids.